Messenger RNA from Lates calcarifer (barramundi perch), 1785 nucleotides. It is a transcript of the gene uqcc1, whose product is annotated as ubiquinol-cytochrome-c reductase complex assembly factor 1. Gene Ontology annotation, cellular component: mitochondrion. The record is from RefSeq and is a predicted model, not a curated record. The transcript has 9 exons. Gene Ontology annotation, biological process: mitochondrial respiratory chain complex III assembly. NCBI's taxonomy places the organism in Eukaryota, Metazoa, Chordata, Actinopteri, Centropomidae. The coding region runs from base 148 to 1005 and encodes 285 amino acids.
UUGGGCGGCGGACAGAUUCCGUUGACAUUGCUGAGGAGGAGGAGGUGGAGGAGGACCGCUGUUACCAAACCUGAAGGUUUUAUUGAAGGGAGCCGCAGUUUGGUGGCAGCCCGCUCCUCUCCUGUGAGUCCGGGACACGGCGGAGUCAUGUACCGGCGGCCGCUGCAGUCUGCCGUCAGAAACGUUAUUAACGUGACAGCGUCCAGAGCCGCCUACCGAAAGGCUUUAGAUCAAGAAGCCUGCUUUGCCAGAGCUUUAGUAGCUUUCCAGCUGGCCAGCGUCUCCUCUCCCUGUGUGACGCCAUGUCGGACUCUGCACAUCACCACACAGCUCUGUAAUGUGAAGGAGACGCCCCAGCACUCAGAGGAGGAGGUCGGGGCCUUCACAAAGCUCAUCGAGGCCAUGGGCUUCACAGGACCUCUCAAAUACAACAAAUGGAAAAUCAAGAUUGCUGCCUUGCGCAUGUACACAUGCUGCGUAGAGAGAAUCAAUUACGACGAGUUCUUUGACAAAUGCUCCCUCCCAGACACACUCAACUCUUGGUUCUUGGUAGCCCAGCUGCAUGUAUGGAUGUGUUUGGUGCGGAUGCGUCAGGAGGGCAGAGCAGGAAAGUACAUGUGCCGUUACAUUGUCCACUCCAUGUGGGAGGACGUAGAGCAGAGGAGCAAAAUCAUGGGGAUUGAUGCCAUCCAUAGAAAGGAAGCCAUGAAAUCCAUGACAGAGACUUUCUAUGCUGCAAUAUUUGGAUAUGAUGAGGGAAUCCUGUCUGAUGACUCUGUGCUGGCUGCAGCUCUGUGGAGAAUCUUCUUCAACCGUCAGUGUGAAGAUCCCAAACAGCUGGAGCUCAUGGUGGAAUACGUUCGCAAACAGAUGCAGUACAUCGACGCUCUGGACGGGGAGGACCUGCUGCUGACGGGGGAGGUGAAGUGGCGCCCUCUGGUGGAGGAGAACGCACAGAGCAUCCUGAAGGUGGUGACGCCCACGUACAACGAUGCCGGGCUGUGAGAUGAAGACACCGACUCCUGUUUCCUCUCAUCCACAGUCCUCUGAAGUCUUCCUGUCUCUGUUUGACUUUUUUUUUUUUUCUUUCCUUAUGAUCAUGUAACGUUUCCCCUCUCUCUUUACUCUCCCCUCCUUUCAUAUAAAUUUGACAUAAAGUCAGAUGCUGUAGCUUUCUCCUCCUCCUGAAUGAUUUGUCCAGUCUGUGAGGAGGAGCAGGACGAACACGAUAGACAGUCAGGGAUUAUUUUUCACCCUCAUUUCCACACACAUCCCCAUCAGUCAAUAAACCAACCAGUCCAGACGCUGGAAACACCUUCAUCCUCCUCCUCCAUCGUCAUCCUGUCGGUUUUGAGAGCCUCUGCUGAUCCCUCUCUGCAAACUUAGUCUGUAUUUAUAUUUCCCUCAUUUUUUUCCACAGAUGCCACUCUGUAUUUAUAAAGUAUUUUGUAUCUCUCCGUGUUUACACUUUCCUCCUGCAGAGGUUUUACCUCAGAUUCUGUCACUGCUCCUUCACUGUGCGUUAAAUAAAGUUUCACUCUAAACAGGUGAGGUUAGGUGACGUGGAAAUAAUGGUUCUGUUAAACAAAUGAAAGAGUUCACGGGUUAAUGGACCUUCUCUCUCUCUCUGUCAGAGGUCUGUGUCUCUCUGUCUGGCUCUCACGAUGCUCUCAGACCCAAACAGGAAGCUGAGUCCUCAAACACUCAGACGUCAUCAUUGUUCAAAACAAUGAGGGUUUUUUGUUUUUAAAAAGUGAAUUAAUAAAAUGUUCUCUGGAUGUAAAA